This is a messenger RNA of Hydractinia symbiolongicarpus, 1961 nucleotides long. RefSeq lists its product as uncharacterized. The transcript is spliced from 3 exons. The coding region runs from base 436 to 1863 and encodes 475 amino acids. NCBI's taxonomy places the organism in Eukaryota, Metazoa, Cnidaria, Hydrozoa, Anthoathecata, Hydractiniidae. The record is from RefSeq and is a predicted model, not a curated record.
AAAUAAAAAAAAGCCGAACAUUUUAUUUAUCAUUUAAUAACCUUUGUUUUUGUACUCUCGAGUAUAGUAAGAGUAUAAAACAAAGCAGGUAAUUAAAUUUCUUAUUUAAUGACUCUGUUUUUGCACUCCCGAGUACAAUGAGAGUAGGAAAUAAAAAAAAGCCGAACAUUUCAUUCAUCAUUUAAUAACCUUUGUUUUUGUACUCCCGAGUAUAGUAAGAGUAUAAAACAAAGCAGGUAAUUAAAUUUCUAUUAUAAUGACUUGUUUUUGCACUCCCGAGUACAAUGAGAGUAGGAAAUAAAAAAAAGCCGAACAUUUCAUUCAUCAUUUAAUAACCUUUGUUUUUGUACUCCCGAGUAUAGUUAGAGUGAGAAAUAAAAAAGCCGAAAAUCAAAUUCCUUAUUUAAUGACUCUGUUUUUGCACUCCCGAGUACAAUGAGAGUAAGAAAUGAAAAAAGCCGAAAACUAGCUAUAAAAGAGUUUGCUUCUUUAGGAAUUCAUUUUAAGUGUCUUCAUUUAUCUGAGUUCACUAUGGCAUCAUCAUUUUUCAGUCAAACAAGAGUUAAAACAUACAAAUAUGCAUGCGUCUUCUUCGAUGAAGAUAAAUGUAUUGGUUCUGUCAAAACUAAAGAUAUUGUAAAUAGGGAAGAAAAGUUACUGAGCGUUGACGACAAUGUAUUUGUGCGAUGGGGUAGCGGAAAGAAUGUACAAAAUCACAAAGCUACAAUUUUAUUUCUAAACAAUGAAUGGUCAAAUUGCACACAGUUUGAAAGAGAUUGGUUGAACAACGAGAAAACAUUUAUCAUCGAAGAGGUCGGAGAAAAAAAAAAAGAAGAAAAAAUAAAAAACAUUAAAAACAAUAAAAAACGGACAACAGGCGAAACAUUAGUAAAACCUCAGAAGAAGUUCGUCAAAAAGGAUAGUGCAGCUGUAGAAAUAAAUUACAAAGUCCCACAACUAAAUUACCAAGUUGAUUUUAGUGAUGUUUUACGAGAACCGCGGAAGGCACAAAAUGGUAAAGUAGAAAACACCGCCGAAGAACCGCCAAAGGAUAAAGUGGAAAACACCGCCGAAGAAACGCCGAAGACGCAAAACGAUGAAGUUGAAAACACAUUCUCCUUUCUAAAGUUAUUGGUUUCACCUGGAAAACCACUGCCAUCAUUUUCGCCACCUACUUCGACACUAUCCACUUCUAUUCUUCCCGACCUACCUUUUUCUCCGCCUUCACCAGCCAGACCUCUGCAAUCAACACCUGCCGUUAGAACAACACUUUUUCCGAAUUAUCCCGAGCAAACAAAGCAGUGCACGUGCGAUUGUGCUGCUAUGCGACAAAUCAUUGAAAGACUAGAAAAGCGACUAGCUGCGUUGGAAGGGAAUGCAAUUGCCUUAUCCGCAAACUUUAUCGACGACAGUGACGAAGCAUUACCUUCAGUCCAGGGGUUGUCUCCACUAAAGGCGAUGCAGAGGACGAAUAUUGAUGAUGACGAUUUUCAAAUAAAUGAAAGAUUAAAUAGAAAAAAAUACAAGGUGGACACAGCUCCUACUAUAGAAAUUCCGACCGAAUUCUGGCCGAUAGCCAAUGAAGUGAGACAAGGGGCGACAUCUUUCAAAAACUUUAGCUAUCUGUUGCUGGCUAAAUUAUUUGACCACAAGGAGCUUGUAGGAAGAAAUUGUCGAGGAGUUAAAAAACCUGCGAUUGAUGGCUACAAACAAGAUAUUGUUAAAGCUUUUUGUUGGAAGUUUUAUCCAACCAACAUGGCUGCACCGGGUGCAUGGAGGGACUGUCAACGUGCAAUUGAUGAAUUUAUACGACGUAGCAACAGAACAAAGAAAAAUUAUAAAUCAUGCAUGUUGCAGUCAUAAAACUCUUUCAGUUAAUAACUUUUUUGUAAAUAUUUUUUUAGAUGUAAAUAUUUUUUAUUUUUAGAUUUUUUUAAAAAAAUAUAUCAUUAAACAUUAAA